CAGGACACACCGCACCGUGCCUCGGUCUCUGGCAGUCUGCCAUCUCGCAACUCCUACUCCCGUUCCCACAACACGCCUUCGAUGCUCGGCUCUUCCUAUAACCCCACUCACCGUGUUACCCGCCGCAAGAGCACCACUCUGAGCGCCGCAACCAGUGCCCAAGCAAUCUCCCAAGCCAUCAAUAUCGAUCAAUCCAACGCUGCCCGUAAAUCCAUCUCCUCACGCAGCGCUCUUGGUUCCCUAGGCCAGGCUAGCUAUCCUUCUCCCCCUAGCAGCUUGCCUCAGGGCGACAAGCCUGCCGAUGACAAGAAGAUCAAGGCUCGUCGUGGCAGCGACGGUUCCGUCUUGACAAAGAAGAAAUCGGCUGCUGGUGAGCUCAAGUGUGAAACCUGCGGAAAGGGCUAUAAGCACAGCAGUUGUUUGACGAAACAUCUUUGGGAGCACACUCCGGAAUGGCAGUACACGUCCAAACUCCUCAUCUCCAAGCACCAGCAAGUGCAAUUGUUAGAAGCUGCCUCAGUCCUUGUCGCCAUGAACGGAGAUGCAACCACCGGAGACAGCAAACUCAGCGACAGCGACAACUCGUCUGCCUCGCCUGCUGCCUCGGGCUCUGACUCUAGAGAAGACGACAUCAGCUCGGCCGAGACGACGCCUCCUCCUCAUGGUGAGCAAUCUUUCGGACACAACAAGCGCUACAGCAACGCCAGCAGCCUUGUUUCGCGCUCGUACCAGUCUGAAUUCUCAGCUCCUGCUGGAUCAUCGCACGCCCGUCACUGGAGCACUUCAAGCAGCAGGCCCAUCACUGCUGCCUCUUCUCUUGCCCAGAGCUAUCCCGAUGAGGACCAAGCGGACCUUGCUGCUGCAGUCGGCCUACUCAGCUGCAGCUAUGGCACCCCAACUUAUGGUCCCACCAGCUUGGGCAAGGAUGUGCCUCCGGUGCCUCCUCUUCCUGCAAGAUACCAGAACUCGUACCAGCCAAGCUCCUUGGCAAAUGCUCAUCAGUUCCACGAAGAUGUCGAUAUGGAAGAGGAGUCGUACUCGGAUGAUGAUGACGAAACCAGCAGAGCAGAUGAAGCCGACGAUGGCGUCUUUGGCACAAUGGAAGAGUAA
Messenger RNA from Aureobasidium melanogenum CBS 110374, 1110 nucleotides. RefSeq lists its product as uncharacterized. Lineage: Eukaryota; Fungi; Ascomycota; Dothideomycetes; Dothideales; Saccotheciaceae. The record is from RefSeq and is a predicted model, not a curated record. The annotation marks the transcript as partial. The transcript has 2 exons.